UAGGCGGGUUGACGUCCGCCAUAACACACGAAGAGGAAGAUCAGCACCAAAUAUUGUUAUGAAGCAGUCAGCUGACUGAGCUAAAGCGGACCCUAAAAUAAUAAAUCUGUUCUUUCUAAGAGGGAAUUAACAGCCAUUCGUCUGAGAAAAUGGCAUUUAUCACGGCCAACUGGAACCCGCUGGGAGAAACCUUCUAUCGGAAGACAGAGCUGUAUGACAUGACGUGGAACGUACGUGACGGACUCCGGGAAAGCUUGGUGGCUGCAGCUCCGUACGGAGGACCCAUAGCUCUUCUUCGAGAACCUCACAGACGUUCUCCAAGUUCCCGUCCUCAGUUGGAGAUUUAUUCUGCAUCAGGAACUGCUAUUGCCAGUUUCCCUUGGAAGAGUGGUCCCGUCAUCCAUCUGGGUUGGACAGUCUGUGAUGAGUUGUUGUGCAUUCAGGAAGAUGGAACAGUUCUGGUCUAUGACCUUUUUGGCUCCUUCAAGCGCCACUUCAGUAUGGGUCAGGAAGUAGUACAGUCUCAGGUGCUGGAAGCCAAGGUGUUCCACUCUCCUUAUGGAACAGGUGUUGCCAUAGUGACAGGCUCCUCUCGCUUCACCUUGGCAACAAACAUUGAUGACUUGAAGCUGCGCCGGUUACCUGAAGUACCAGGUUUACAGGGGAAGCCAUCAUGCUGGGUCAUCCUGACUCAGGACCGUCAGACUAAAGUCCUCCUAUCCACGGGGCCUGAGCUCUACAUCCUGGACAACACUUCAUGCACUGCUGUGUGUCCUCCAGGUCUUAGUCCUCAGACAUGCAGCAUUGUCCACAUGUGUGUGUCUUUCAGCUAUCGGUACCUGGCUCUGUUCACAGACACUGGACACCUAUGGACAGGGUUCUCCAACCUCCAGGAAAAACUAAGUGAAGUCGACACAAAGAAGACAACAGCACCCAAGCACAUGCUCUGGUGUCGCAGACCACAGAGCCAGCAGCCUUCAGUGGUUUUAAUGUGGGACAGGCUGCUCAUGGUGGUUGGCCAGUGUCACGACACAGUCCAGUUUCCUGUAGAGGAUCCAUGUGUUUUGGUGGGAGAAAUGGACGGAGUUCGGAUCAUCAGUUCAGCCAGUCAGGAGAUGCUUCAGGAGGUUCCUUUGGUUUGUCAGGACAUCUUCAAGAUCGCCUCCAUGGCUCCUGGAGCGCUGCUGCUGGAGGCUCAUCGGGAGUAUGAGAAGUCGAGUCAAAAGGCUGAUGAAUAUCUGAGAGAGAUAAAGGAGCAAAGCAUGCUGAGGGAGGCCGUGCGACAGUGUGUGGAGGCAGCCGGUCACGAGUAUGACCCCAAAACCCAGAAAUCCCUGCUCAGGGCAGCAUCCUUUGGAAAGUGCUUCCUCACAGACUUCAGCCCGGACUCGUUCGUUCAGACAUGCAGAGAACUGCGAGUCCUGAACGCUGUCAGGGAGAGCAGCGUGGGUCUUCCACUCACCCACGUCCAAUUCAAGCAGAUGACUCUGCAGGUGCUGAUUGAUCGGUUGGUGUAUCGGAGGUUUUACCCUUUGGCCAUAGAGAUCUGUCAUUAUCUAAAGAUUCCUGAUUAUCAGGGAGUGAGCCGAGUCCUCAAACACUGGGCUUCCUGCAAGGUGCAGCAAAAGGACUUGUCAGAUGAGGCCAUAGCUCGAGCAGUGUGUGUAAAGGUGGCAGACUCACCUGGAGUAUCUUACUCUGACAUCGCAGCCAAGGCCUAUGAAUGUGGAAGGACAGAACUUGCCAUCAAGCUCCUAGACUUCGAACCUCGGUCUGGGGAGCAGGUUCCUCUACUGCUGAAAAUGAAGCGGAGUCAGCUGGCGCUGAGCAAGGCGGUGGAGAGUGGAGACACGGACCUGGUGUACACAGUGGUGAGUUACCUCAAGAACGAGAUGAACAGGGGAGAUUUCUUCAUGACUCUGAGGAACCAGCCAGUUGCUCUCAGCUUAUACAGACAGUUCUGUAAGCUGCAGGAGCAAGACACUCUGAGAGAUCUUUAUAACCAGGACGAUGACCACCAGGAGCUGGCCAACUACUAUGUGUCUGCCAGUUACCGAGAGAAGCGGUUGGACGCACGCCUGUCUGUCCUGCAGAGUGCCGUCGAUGAAUACAACAAGUCCAAGAAUGAGUUUGCUGCUAAGGCCACGGAGGAUGAGAUGCGCCUCCUUCGCUUUCAAAGAAAACUGGAUGAUGAGAAAGGAGCAGGACUUCUGGGUCUGUCUCUGCAGGCGACCAUGGAGGCUCUGCUGGCGCUGGGCCUCUACAAACAGGCAGAACAACUUUACAGAGAUUUUAGAGUUCCUGACAAAAGAUAUUGGUGGUUGAAGCUGAAGUCUCUGGCAGAAAAGGAGGAGUGGGACGAGUUAGAAAAGUUCUCCAAGAGCAAGAAGUCUCCUAUUGGCUACCUGGCAUUUGUUGAGGUUUGUAUGAAGUACAACAACAAGUAUGAAGCUAAGAAGUAUGUGUUGAAAGUAACGCCUGAGCAGAAGGUUAAAGCUCACCUCGCCAUCAGUGACCUGGAGGGAGCAGCAGAUGCUGCCAUUGAACGACGCAAUGAUGCAGAAAUCGGGGCGGUGCUCGCCAAGUGUCCCACCUCCGACCAGCUGCUGAUGGAGAAGUUGAACCGAGCCCGAGCUGCCAUCACUAAGAAGUGAUCGCGAUGAGCACAGUUGAACUGUCAGAACCAGACGGGAGAAGCAGAUGAGCUCAGAGGGAUCACAUGCUCUGCACCUGUACACUGAUUCCCACAUGUUAUCUGUAUCAAUAACAAAAUAAACACCCACCUUUUUCUGAACUGCUCAGGAUCUUUGGGCAGAGGAGGAGGAGGUGGUAAGGAGUCCCUGUGCGAGCCGCCGUGGUGGAGACAUGUACAUAAUAAUACAAAAAUUGCUUUACCUUGACUUUACCUGUGUCUUUACACUCUGGACUUUAAGGACACCAAACAGAUGCUGGUUCAUGGUUGUUAACCAGGAUGCUCAAGUAGUGAAGGUCUUUAAUGUUAUUACGAUUACAGCUGUUUGUUCCUCUCAAGUCUCUGCUGAGGACCUGGAAGGAGCCGAGUGACCUGGACAGACCCGACCUGGGCACCUCCCAAUGGGCUGAAAAUAUGAACAUAAGCAACAGUAACUGUAUCACACUGUCAUGUCAAACAUAAACGGUCCUUGAUGUGUAUUGUCAA
Molecule: messenger RNA, 3178 nt
Organism: Betta splendens (Siamese fighting fish)
Lineage: Eukaryota; Metazoa; Chordata; Actinopteri; Anabantiformes; Osphronemidae
Gene: vps16
Product: VPS16 core subunit of CORVET and HOPS complexes
Exons: 24
Coding region: 150-2654 (834 amino acids)
Biological process (GO): vacuole fusion, non-autophagic; intracellular protein transport; endosomal transport
Cellular component (GO): lysosomal membrane; HOPS complex; endosome
Molecular function (GO): actin binding
Source: RefSeq, a predicted model, not a curated record